GAGUCUUCGUGGCGUAGCUUGUUCAGCUGCUCGUCGAAGCGGCUGUCGGACGGUUGCCUGUCAGCGAGUUAGCGUACAAUGUAGCAGCCAUAUUUGUUCUUAGUUCAUAAUAGCGUGCGCAUAUUUUAAUGUAUAGAAGAAUAAUUAGGGAAAAAUACCAAGAUGACUAUUAUAGUUUUCUUAAUUGACACUUCAGCUUCUAUGAACCAAAGAGCUUAUUUGGGCGGACGCCCAACGUUGCUCGAUGUAGCCAAGGGCGCUGUGGAAACAUUCGUAAAGGUUCGGCAACGAUCUCCCGAAAGCAGAGGUGAUAGAUAUAUGCUUCUAACUUUCGAAGAGCCACCCGCGAACAUCAAGGCUGGCUGGAAGGAAAAUUUGGCUACUUUUAUAAAUGAACUAAAAAACUUGCAAUGUCUCGGCUUAACUACUAUGGGUGCUGCAUUAAAACAUGCAUUCGACGUGCUUAAUAUUAAUAGAAUGCAAACUGGCAUUGAUACUUAUGGCCAAGGCAGAUGCCCCUUCUAUCUGGAGCCGUCAGUAAUAGUUGUUAUUACUGAUGGAGGCAAACUCACUAGCAAUGCUGGGAUACAGGAGGAGUUCAACUUACCAAUGAAUUGUCCAAUACCUGGUUCGGAAUUGACACGGGAGCCAUUUCGUUGGGACCAGAGAUUGUUCUCUCUGGUGCUGAGGUUGGCUGGAACACCGGCUGUAGAAAGAGACAUUGGACUUGUGCCUUCGGAUUCCUCACCAAUAGACGCUAUGUGUGAAGUCACUGGAGGUCGCUCCUACUGCAUCACGUCACACCGUAUGCUGAUGCAGUGCAUCGAUAGCCUCGUCCAGAAGGUGCAGAGCGGUGUCGUCAUCAACUUUGAGAAGAUAGGCCCGGAUCCCCCACCUAUUGAUGCUGGUAACACCAAGGAGGGAGAGGACGAAGUCAACCCGGAGGCGGAUAAGGAAAUGGAUGUGGAUGGCGAUCGGAAUGGGCGGUGGAACGGCGGGCCCUAUCAAACUGGCAUGCCACCGAAUCAGCCGUCAAAUGUACCACAAGCUUGGCACUCGUGUCGUCGCCUCAUAUACGUGCCCCGGACUGUCUCGCAGAAGGGUUUCGCCGUCGGCUUCUGGCCUAUACCGGAGUCCUUCAGGCCAGAUCCGAAUGCUCCUACUUUGCCGCCGCGUUCUGCUCAUCCCGUCGUCAAGUUUACAUGUGCGAGCCAGGAGCCAAUGGUGAUAGACAACUUGCCGUUCGACAAGUACGAGUUGGAACCCAGUCCACUUACACAGUUCAUACUCGCGAGGAAACAGCCUACUGUGUGUUGGCAGGUGUUCGUAGCUAACAGCGGCUGCAAGAACUCGGAAGUCAGUCAUCCAUUCGGCUACCUCAAGGCAUCAACCAAUUUGACGUGUGUGAACCUGUUCGUCCUGCCGUACAACUAUCCAGUGCUGUUGAGACUUCUAGAUGACCUGUUCAAGGUGCACCGAUGCAAACCAACCCCGGAAUGGAAGUUGGCAUUCCAGCAGUACCUUGAUAGAAUGCCAUCGUACUAUGUUACGCCUUUGCGACGAGCUCUGACCAAAAUGGGCGCUUCGGCGCCUCUGGUGCAGAGUCUAAUACCGGACACGCAGGACAACUCACUGAGUUUCUCCGUACUUAACUAUCUGAAAAGACUGAAGAACCAGGCGAAAAUCGAGUUCGAGAAGCUAUGCGCUGAUGUUAUCAACAAAGCUUCCAGUAGCAAUAGUCAGAAGGUGGCAGAAAGCGUGCGCGUGAUGCCGCGGUCCCCUCUCAAGAAGGAUCUCACCACGCACCCGUGUUUACAAGACAAGUUCACGGCGCUGCGAGACCAGCUGAACGAGUUCGGUGGGUUCGUGGUAGGCCUCUCCCGGGGGAGGCAUAAGGCGGCCGCACAUACGUACCGGAACCCCUUCGAUAUACAACGACGUGAUUUGUUGGAUCAGGUGGUCCGCAUGCGAGCGAACUUCCUCCAGCCGUCGCUGGCGCACACGCGGCUGGUGGACGAGGACAGCGUGCACUCGAUGCCCGUGGCGCAGAUGGGCAACUACCAGGAGUACCUCAAGCGCAUGGUGCCGCAGCUCCGCGAGAUCGAGUCGCAGCCCGUCAGGCAGCACAUGUUCGGGAAUCCGUUUAAGAUCGACAAGAGAAUGAUGAUGGUGGACGAGGCGGACAUCGACCCGCUAGGCGCCGUCCGCGGCGGCGGCGGCGCCGGCGGCAAGCGAGGGGCGGAGUCGCCGCGCGCCGCGCCGCCCAAACGCAAGGCGGGACCGCUGCCGCAUCACAUCACCGCCAGAAGACCCUCCACCCCGAAGUCGCCCCCAACUGUGGUGUCGCCGUCGCCGCCGCUGUCGCCCGCGCCGCCCGCCGCGCCGUCGCCCGCGCGCCGCCCCGCCUCGCCGCUCGCGCCUGUACCCGCUGACUUACCCUCCGGGCGACCGCCUGAGGAGCCCAUGUUAGUGGAUACCGGGGGGCCGUCAGUGGCGCCCGCAUUUCCGCAGCCGAGCACGCCGCCUAACCUCCCGCCUGUUGUUAAACCAUUCCUCAACGGAGACGCGUACACGACGAUGGGCAAGAUGGCGCGGUCGCCGUCGCCGCCGAACGGCACGAGCGCGGAGCCCGACUCGCGCGAGCUGCAGAUCAACGCUAUCUUGCAAGGUGUCGCCGCAGAGAACACGUCGCACGCGAGACGACGACGACGACGGAAGAGCGAGAACUCGUACGUGCCGCCUGUGUUACCGCCGCAGCCGACCCGCAAGGAGUUGGCUGAGAUAAAGAAACACAACAUCACCGUGCGUACCGACGUCUACCGGGAAGUCAGGAGGCCCGGCAGAGAUUACUCCAAAUUGUUCGAGCAUCUUAAACAGUUGAAAGGUGGGGUGGACGUUAAGAAGGAAGUGAUACGCGACGUCAUAAGCGAAUCCUUGAGGUUCAAGCGGAAAGCGCUCGCGAAACUCCUAGAAGACUUUCUCGCGGGAUUAGAGAAGAACGGGAGUAGUGCAGUGAUUAAGUCUUUCCCCAAUGACUACGCGAUAAGUAAUCACAGCUAGUGCUCGCUCAUGGACCGAUGGACUCGAGUGUUGAACCUAUAGCGGUGUUAAAGUAUUACGUCACAAUUAUUGUCAGAGAUUGUUCUGAAGAGUGGAGUGGUCUUGUCAUGCUAAUAAUGAAAUGGAAACAGGUAUCUUAAACUUUAAACAAAUCUAUUUAGUAGUAAUUGGUUUUCAGCCAUGUCUACAAGUACGAUCAAGAAAUAUAGUAAUUUAUUAGUAUUAACAUCUACCCAGGCAUUUUUCCUGGGAAACCUUGAAUUUUUUAUUUAUUUCUGUUAUAAUUAUAAUUCUUUAAAAUCACAGCAGAAGUUAAAUGUCUUUGUAUGAUCAAAAUUGAUGGACCUUUUUCAGAUUAUUAAGCAUGAUAAGGCCUUUGUUAAUAAAGCAGUGGAUGUAUUGUUAUUGAUGUUUUUAAUUCGGGACUGUGUAUGAACUUGUACGUCAGCACGAUUUGUAUGUAUGGUUCGCCUUGUUUUGGCUGUGAAAUUCAUUAUGGCGGACAUGUCAAUCGAAUAUCAGUGAUUAAACUUCGAAUUAGCUCGUCUCUUUCUAUGUGCUAAGGACAGUCAGGGACAGAAUGUAUUUUGUUGUAGUGGUGAUUACCGUUUAGGUUGUAUCGAUGGGCACAGAUCUCCAUAUUUUGUCUCUGCCUUGUAAAGAGAAGCAUAGAUUAUAUUUCAGAUCAUUAUAAGAAACCUAAAUGCAAUAUUAUUCCUACGUUUACGGAAUAGAAGAUUUAUUUAAAGUGAACAAAGUUAUAUAUGAACCUGAAAGGCAUUUAAUUUUACUUUUCCUUGUAAAAUUUUAGGUUAUUUGGAAGCAAUAUGAAUUGUAAAGAGUGGUGUUAUACUAGAAGUGACUUGGAAUGUAUUAAAUGUAUAUAGUACUGUAUAUAGCCUCUAGUAUUACCAAAAUGUGCGUCGCCACACCGCAUAUAGUGUAACGGGACGCGGGGCUCCGAUGUUUUUGGAUGUUGCCUAUUUUUAAGUCCAGUCAUUGUUCGAUUCGGACCGUGUGAGGUGCCCGUUACGCUAAAUGUUUGGUCAAUUGUAAAGUGUAAAUAACGUUUUAUAAAUAAAUUAUGAUCCUUAUUGGAUUUUUA
Molecule: messenger RNA, 4165 nt
Organism: Aricia agestis (brown argus)
Lineage: Eukaryota; Metazoa; Arthropoda; Insecta; Lepidoptera; Lycaenidae
Gene: IntS6
Product: integrator complex subunit 6
Exons: 17
Coding region: 163-3060 (965 amino acids)
Biological process (GO): snRNA 3'-end processing
Cellular component (GO): integrator complex
Source: RefSeq, a predicted model, not a curated record